AUGUUGCGUCGUUGUGGUGUCUGUCGUCGCACGGCUUUUGUGACAGAUGUAGAGGGUGACCUAUCGUACUUCAUUCGCUACGCUGAGCAAAGCAGAGUCUUGUCGUGGAUCAACGGACGUCUCGAAUUCCGUGACGAGACGUCCCACUUUGUGUACGGCGGGGACGCCUUUGAUCAUGGCGACGACAUCGCGUUUGCCAAAACGCUGUUGGACUUUCGUGAUGCCUACCCAUCACGUGUGCAUCUUAUUUUGGGUAAUCGUGACAUCAACAAGAUGACGUUUGGUGCUCCAAUGGCAAAGGUCUUUGGUACGUCACAAUUGUCGCCCGAAGCGGCGCAACGAUUAGUUUUCCCAUUGACUUUGACCAAUGCUUCUGGUGGCAAAGAAUGGUAUUCGUAUGCGGGGUAUUUGGAAGCAAAUAACCUGCCAUCAGUGGUGACCAAAGUAACAUUUAUUCAAUGGACGCUAGCGUACAAAAUGGGAGCCCCUAAUACCUUUGAGCACAGGCGAAGGGAAUUGCAAAUUAUGCGGAAAGGAGAAGGGGAAGUGACGGAUGUUGAGGUGGCGCAAAGUUUUCUUGACGCUGCCUGUCCUGGAGGUGUAUAUUAUGAGUAUUUAAAGCAAGGAAAGAUUGCUGAAGUUUUGGAUGGAGUUUUAUUUGUUCAUGGAAGCAUUGUGGAUCAGAAUUUUGGGAUUCUCCCAGACAAGGAGGUUUUUGUGGAUGGUGCACCCUUAAAACGGUGCAACGUUAGUAUGAAAGACGCUACGGCCGAGGAGUGGCUUGGUGCCUUGAAUGGCUUUAAGGAUGAGGAGUUUAGACAAUGGGCGUCAGGUGGUGAUGGGAUGCUCUUGCGUCAAUAUGCCUUUCCUGUUUCCAUUGUUCCACAUUCUGUUGUGGUUCACGCUCUUGUUGAGACUGAUGGUCCUCAUUACUUGGGACUUGACGCGGUGGAGUUUCUGAAUAGCAGUGGGAUAUCGAUUGUUUGCGGUGGCCACAAGCCUUCGGGAGACACCCCAAGCAUUGUGCAGCAGCCUGGUCUGUUGCGCCUGGCGGCCGAUAAUUCAUAUUGCGCAGGGGAUGGCACUCGCGGGGAGUCUGUUGUGGAAGUCCUGUUGGAAGAGGACGGUGCCCUAUGCAUCCAUGGACGGCGUGCGGAUGGUACGUCGUAUGGGUUCCUUGCCACAGAGGCGCCGCUGGGCCGUCACCUGGGCGACGGAUGGUGGGUCAAGGCAAAGGUGGGGGAGGAUAGUUUUGAGGCGCAGCGCACCCGUGAUGCGUAUCGAACGAGGGACGCCCAGGCCCUCACGGCGGAGGAGGUAGAGGCUCGUCUUCGCCAGUGGCGUGAACCCCCUGUAGGGGGAAAUGUCCCUGAGCGAUGGAGCAAGCAGCGGCUCGAUCAAAAGCCGCGGGUGGUGAAAGUCAAACGAACUGGUGGGGGGCUGGGAAAAAGUGGGACGGUCCCGCCCCCAAAAAAAACUGUUUGA
This is a messenger RNA of Trypanosoma cruzi, 1485 nucleotides long. RefSeq lists its product as uncharacterized. Bases 1 to 1485 code for a protein of 494 amino acids. The record is from RefSeq and is a predicted model, not a curated record. The transcript has a single exon. NCBI's taxonomy places the organism in Eukaryota, Euglenozoa, Kinetoplastea, Trypanosomatida, Trypanosomatidae.